AUGAUUGAACAAGAACUUGGUUUAUUCUUGGUUGAUAUUUUCUCAGAGAUUUCACCCGAGCCUGUUGCUGCUGCUUCACUCGGGCAGGUUUAUCAAACUAGGCUUCGCAGAACAGGGCAGGUUGUUGCUAUUAAAGUAGAAAGACCAGGCGUUCAAGCUUCUGGUAUGUAUCUUGGUGCUUCUGUUGGAAUGUUGUUUCUUCCGAGUUUGGUUAAGGUUAAAGGUCCUCAAUCUGUUUUUAUUGCGGAAGCGUUUUUAGGAUCUGCUUGGUCUUUGCUUUGGUUUGGAUAUGCUUCUGAUCCUAAAGCUUCGGCUUUGGGAGCUGGGGGAUUGCUUUUGCCGGUUAAUAAGAAAAUGGAUAGGAAGGUUUCGGAUGUAAAUGUGGAAACUGGAGUUGAGAGAAAUGGUGUUAAGAAAAAUGAAGUUGGAUUUCCUUGGAUGAAGAUUAUGACUAGUUUACCUGUUUGGGCUAUUGUGGUUAAUAAUUUUACUUUUCAUUAUGCUUUGUAUAUGUUGAUGAACUGGUUACCGACUUAUUUUGAAUUGGGGCUUAAGCUUAGUCUUCAUGAAAUGGGUUCGUCGAAAAUGCAGCCAUGGCAGCUUGGUCAUCUUUAA
Molecule: messenger RNA, 615 nt
Organism: Lathyrus oleraceus (garden pea)
Lineage: Eukaryota; Viridiplantae; Streptophyta; Magnoliopsida; Fabales; Fabaceae
Product: probable anion transporter 5
Exons: 1
Coding region: 1-615 (204 amino acids)
Biological process (GO): transmembrane transport
Molecular function (GO): transmembrane transporter activity
Source: RefSeq, a predicted model, not a curated record